AUGGACCCAUUGUCUGCCGUUGCGAAUAUUGCGGCCCUGAUCGGCCUGCUAGAAUUAUCAUGUCGGGUAGGGAAGAAAACGUACGAGCUAAUAUCUGCAAUCAAGCAUGCGUCCGAAGAAGUUGCGAAACUCAAGAUUGAGCUGGAGGAAAUUGAGUUUCUCAUGGUUAAUCUGACACGAUAUUGCCGCAAGUAUCAAUAUCAGCACCCAUUGACCGUCCCGGAGUCGCAUUCUGCUUUGGAGCGGAUAUGCGACACCCUUCGAGGGCUGAGGGUCGAAUACGGCUCAAUCGAAGAGAUGAUCAAGAAGAACACUUUAACCCGCGCUGGAGCUAGGGACAAAUUAAGAGGAAUCAAAGAAAAGAUGCGGUUUGCUAUUGGGGGGGAAGUUGGCCGCCUCACAAAAUAUUCUGGAGAGGUACAAGCUACAGCUAAGCACUUCAACGACCUUGCAAUGUAUGAACGGAUCGGAAAACUGGCCCACACAUUCUCUGGCUUGGGCCACGCCACUCAACCUACUGCAGACAACGCACCUCUCAUGAAGAAUAGAUCUUCGGCAAAAACAAAGAAACCGACAAAUCACGAAAAAGGCUCGAUACGAGCUCCGAAUGACCGAAAUGACAGUUGCUGGAUGGGAAAUGAAGAAAUGCGAUCGGCGGUUUUACCGUUAAUGCUCCUCAAGCCGAAUAUCGAAGAGGCACUGCAUCUGUUUUUAUCUCAACGAUCAGGCCAGACAUCACUCUCAUCUCAAGAUGCUGCGUGGAUUGGAGACGAGCUGAAAAAUCUACUUGCAAAAUGCCACGAAUCCGCCGCAACGAACUUGAGGAAACAAGAGACCGACGAUAUGAAACCGCAUGUCCAAUCCCACGGCUUGCACAAAACAGCAAUAAAUGUGACUGGCCUGGAUCUUCAGAACCAAACCGUAUCCGUUCAAAAUAAAGACAUUACGUCGGCUUCAUGUCUACUGCAGGAGUCUCCUACAGGCAAGACUUCAGUCCGCCUGAAGUUCAUUCGAAAUGUUCAGUCAGGAGAUACGACCAUCUCAGAUGUUCUAUUUCUACUUGCUCCAAAACCAUCAAUAAGCAGAGAUGGGGUCAUUGUCUCAUUGUCUCGACUUCAUCAUGCUUUAGUUCAGCCCAAGAUCCAACGAUGGAUGUCAACAUACCAAGUGGUCGAACAAAAUUCUCCGGGGUUUGCUUGUGUGAAAUCGAAUGACAUUGAGAAACUACGAACCCUGAUCAAAACUAGACAGGUGAGCCCAUCUAUGCGGAGUACUGAAAAUGAGAGUCUUCUAUCGCUUGCGGCUCGACUCCUGCGCUUCGAAAUGUGCGCAGACCCCAAUAAUUGUCGCAGCGAUGGAGCCAGUGCAAUAUAUGACGUUCGCAAUGCCUUUUGGUAUCGGCAAGAAAAUCAUCAAGUUCCCAAAGCCCUUUUGAGCCAAAUCCUCCGACUUUUGAUUCGCUCAGGCUGCGAUAUGAACUCUGUCGCUCUAGCUGGUAGUCCCCUUCAUUUUACUAUCAGCCCGUCGAUGUAUGGCGAUGAGGAUAUCCAAGAGGCCGAAAUCGCAACACUGGUGAACCUGAUCAUUUGCCUUGGGGGUGAAAUCGAGCAUAGAAAUACCGAUGGGCUCACACCACUACUUCAUAAUGCCUGCAACCCUGGAGUCCAUGGAAAUACUGUCCUCAGGGAACUAUUGCAGUGGGGCGCCGAUCCACAUGCCCAGACUCUACUAGGAGAAGGAGCUUUGCAUCUGGCCAUAGCUUAUUCUGUCCCAGUUUCCGGUCACGAUAUCCCCGGACUCAGGUCAUUGCAGGGUCGUCUCGAUCUGCUACUUCAAGCUGGCUGUGAUCCAGGCCUGAAAGAAGGCAAGGGACAUACUCCGUCAGAUUUUGCCCUGAGUAGCCCUAGGAUCUGGUUUCAAUGGUGUUUUGCCAUAAUCAAGAUCGAGAAUCUGUCGAUCGCUCAUAUCCUUGGCCAUGAGUCUCCGUUGAGUGAUAAAAAUGGGCCAACAAAUGCAGAAAAGAUGCCAGACUCCGGUCAAGGAGAACGUGUAGGUCAGAAUCCAUCCUCUGACUGGGAAUUCUGCAGUGAUUCAGAGGGUGAGUUAUGUGAUUUGAAAGACAUCAGUUCGGCAAAAGCCUGUUCUGAUUUGAAGCAUAUCUUUAUAUCUUGGGAUGGGAAAUUUCCUUGGAGUGUUGAUCCGUCUUGUGCAGACUGUGGGCAGUUGUGUCGUGUCGGAGACAUCCAGCGAAGGAAAUGGGCUGCGUGGAGAAUUUUCCAGGGAUUGUUGCGAUCUACACCAACACCUAGGUAG
Molecule: messenger RNA, 2313 nt
Organism: Penicillium brevicompactum
Lineage: Eukaryota; Fungi; Ascomycota; Eurotiomycetes; Eurotiales; Aspergillaceae
Product: ankyrin repeat domain-containing protein
Exons: 5
Coding region: 1-2313 (770 amino acids)
Source: RefSeq, a predicted model, not a curated record